GUAAUUAAAUGCAACAAAGUGUAACAUAAACAAACUGCUCAUUCAUGUGAUCGACAUGGUGCUGCAAACACGCUCAGUUUUAUAUAUUUUUAUAAUAACAACGGCAAUACAAGGCCUGCAGUCUAAAUCAGUGAAAUUGAAACCGGAAAAAGAUCGAGAAAAAACUCUAAUAGUGCUUGUAGAUAAUGACAAGUCAAGUGAAAAUAUAAAUGAUGAGAAGAAUUAUUAUAGAAGUGAUGAACUAGACCCAAUUUCUGACGCGAAUGCCUUAGAUAAUAUUAAUAACGCUUUAGUGAAAGCGAACUACCAAACCGUUCUAUAUGAUAUCUUGAGAUCUGACAGACGCCCUAACAAUGAAGAGGAGAGAGAAGCUCAAGAGAUAUUGAUAGAACAAGCUCUCAGAUCCAGGUGUCAACAGAAAGUACAAUGCGAAGAAAAAUGCUCUAGAUCCCAAGAAAGGAAACCUAAGAAAGAAAGGUACUGCCAGAAAAGUUGCAAAGCGGUCUAUGAUGAUCUUAUAAAGUGCCCACCAAAAGGUAACAAGAAGAAAAACAAUAAAAAUAGAGACAAAUGUGGAAAGAAGGGGAAAACUUGCCCUCCUUCAUGGAAAUAAAUCAUUUUAUUUUAAUUGUUGUGUCAUUUAAAAUCCUAUCUGGG
Molecule: messenger RNA, 657 nt
Organism: Helicoverpa armigera (cotton bollworm)
Lineage: Eukaryota; Metazoa; Arthropoda; Insecta; Lepidoptera; Noctuidae
Exons: 3
Coding region: 56-613 (185 amino acids)
Source: RefSeq, a predicted model, not a curated record